GUUAAUUUAAUUCAAUUGUCCAACGGAAAUUUAUUCAACUUUAAUUUUGCUAACAAUUAAUUUGAUGAACUAUUUAAUUUUGCUUCAUUAGCAAUUAUUAGACUAAUCAAAUUGUAAUUACCAUUGAUCCCAAUUGAAUCUCAUUGUGAUUAACUGAAGGCUCUCGCGACUCUCUCACUCAAAUUAACAAUUAACUGAUCAAAUUAACUUUUCAUUUGAUUGUAUCAACAUUAAAAUCAUAAAGUUGCUAAAUAAUAAAUUGUUAUCAGUUUUUUUUCAAUUAAUUGUGUCUAUUAAUCAACUUUAAUCAUGUUGAUCAUCUCAAAGUUAAUCAAUCGACACUCACAUCUAACAAUUAAGAUCUUAUCAACGAUAAUUAUGUUAAUUGCUCUUUCGGAUACUUUUCUAUUACCAAAAUUAACAACUCGAUUUUGUUACAAUUCACCAGAACCAAGUAGAGUCAGUAGUCAAUGUGUUUUAUGUAACUAUUUCCUCUUUGAUGCAACUGUAAUGGGCUGCACUGGAUCGACUGCUCUAAGUGUUAACAUAACUGCUACUCAGGCAUUUUGUUUAAUAUCACAAUGUUUAGGGCAAAUCAGACAAACUCCCAUGUUUCUUGGUAGGAAACGACGAUCAGUUAAUGGUGAUGAUGAUGAACAAUCAGAUGUCGAUCAAAUUGUUUCAUUGGCUUCAAAUUAUUUACCAUUAAUCAAUGAGAAAACUGAAUCAACUAAUGAUGAUCAAGUUCCUGAAAUAAUUGAAUACAAUUCUGAUGGUUUGAAGCAACAAUUUACAAUUAAAAACGAUGUUGAGGCGACAAUUAUUGAUCUAAUUGCUCUGGACGACAGUCAAACUUAAUUUAUUUCAUUCAAAUUCAAUUUUGAAUCCAGUUUAGCCCUGGAUAAAUUGUUAACUAUUUAUAUAAACUUCACUUAUUCACUUUUCGAUCAAUUAAUUUGUUAAUUACUAAAUUGUUAUAACCGACAAGAGUUAAUUUGUUUUUACUUUUUUGCUUCAAUUCUGUAUACUAAAUAAGAUGGAGUAUUAACUAAAUCAAGAGAAAAUCCAAUUGUAAUAUUAUUAUAUAAAAAUUUUCUAUC
Molecule: messenger RNA, 1100 nt
Organism: Panonychus citri (citrus red mite)
Lineage: Eukaryota; Metazoa; Arthropoda; Arachnida; Trombidiformes; Tetranychidae
Exons: 5
Coding region: 310-858 (182 amino acids)
Source: RefSeq, a predicted model, not a curated record